Molecule: messenger RNA, 346 nt
Organism: Staurois parvus
Lineage: Eukaryota; Metazoa; Chordata; Amphibia; Anura; Ranidae
Source: the annotation of a GenBank genome assembly
UGACAAAAUGGAACACACCAGCAGUGUGAGGAGACCUGAAAGUGGCACAUGGCAUGGCAGAGUGUGGCGAUGGAGACAGCAGCAAUGGGAGGCCGUACAGGGACCCAUGAGACACUGUGGACCUGGCAGCAGCAUGAGGAGGCGGUACAGGGGCCCAUGGCAGAUUAGGGGCCUGGCAGCAGCAAUGGGAGACGCCCGUAAUCUGCCAGCAACCUAUGACAAAAUGGAACCCAGCAGGAGUGUGAGGAGACCUGAAAGUGGCACAUGGCAGAGUGUGGCGAUGGAGACAGCAGCAAUGGGAGGCCGUACAGGGACCCAUGAGACACUGUGGACCUGGCAGCAGCAU